Cydia strobilella is the source of this 2296-nucleotide messenger RNA. RefSeq names its product tectonic-like complex member MKS1 (gene Mks1). Gene Ontology annotation, biological process: cilium assembly. Gene Ontology annotation, cellular component: MKS complex. Lineage: Eukaryota; Metazoa; Arthropoda; Insecta; Lepidoptera; Tortricidae. Bases 75 to 1589 code for a protein of 504 amino acids. The transcript has 7 exons. The record is from RefSeq and is a predicted model, not a curated record.
UGAUACACGAAGGUUUAUUCAGAAAGUUUUUAAAUUGUUAAAUAAAGAAAUAAUCUAGUGAUUCAUUACAUACAAUGAAUAACUUUGACCGAAGUAAUAAAGUAACUGGAGUGUACUGGUUGAAAUCACCUAUAGAAAAUAUUACUAUAAAGAUAAGACUAAAACCUCAUGAAGGUAUUAAAACAUUACCCAAGUUCGAGACAUAUAAAAAUGACUCAAAUAACACCAUCCAGCAAGUAGAAAAUAAUAAAAUAGAAGAACAUGAAUUUAAAUGGCAAGAGAAAGCAUUCAGUUUGCAUGAAAUACAGCGCUACAGUGACAUACACAACUGUAUUUCAGAAAAUGAAUUAUCCUACCAUGAUAUGUUAGAAGAAACAGAUUACCAACCUGACAAAAUAUUUACAUUCAUUCAUUACGAUUACCAUUUACCAAUGCCGGUAAAUAAAAUAAAAAAACCAAGUUCUGAUAUUCUAAAUUUGAAUUUUUGUCUGGAAAAAUUAAAUUUGAGUGAAAAAGUAUUUAGAGAAGAUACAAGCUCUAUGGCACAUUUGUUUAGAAGUGAGGAAAAUAUUGCCAGUGAGGAAAAAUGGACUUCCAUGCAUGUGAUGUAUGACAACUCGGAAUAUAAUGAAGACUCUCAACUGCUUCUAAAACAAGAGAUCACCCUCCUAUCUCUCUACCACAACAUAUCCCAGAACUACCUGAUUGUGUCACCCGAUGUGAACAGCCUGGACUUGAACCCGUACCAGCUGGAGCCGGGGUAUGACUAUGCUAUUGAUGUGGAGUUUGAAAGGGUGGAUGGAGAGGAAUUACUAGUACUGUUAAAAAACCUAACCAAGAAAUGGGAAAAGCGGCACAAGCAAUUGUUGAAGUUUGACAUGCCCCCACUCGGCAGGAGACACCACUAUGUCACCGUGGAGAUCCUUUCGGCAACAGACUUUGAUUUGGAUAACUUGUAUGUGGAAUACCAUAUCAAGGUGCCUGAAGGGCUGCAAUGUUCAGACGCACUGCACGGAAGAACGCACAUUUCCAAGUCUAACACUAAUGAUAGUGAAGAGAAUUAUUGGAGUUUCGGACAUUUGUUGGAAUUCACUUUAGCUGGCCCGUUGAAUACAGAAACACCACCUCUAAAAAUCUUCUUCGAAAUCAUCUCCACCGACUGGUGGGGUCGCCAACGCACCGAAGGCUACAGCUAUCUCCCUCUAACACUGCAGCCUGGCUAUUAUAAUAGGCAUCUGUCCUGCUCUCGCCCCGAGGAGUUAAACCAUGUUGCCGCUGAGAGCAGGAGGUUUUUUGUAGGGGGGUGCCAUUUGAUUAGGGAUUUGGAGGUGCUGGCUAAACCUCAGUUGCAGGACGCAAACUUCAAAUUCACCACAACCGGCACCCUCUCCGUCCGCUGGUCCACCAUCACCCAGUCUCCUCUCCCAGAGUUCAAAACUGCCCCCAGCCAAGUUUCCCACGCGUCGGCGUUAUUGAGAGGGGCCGAGGCGGUGUUGAGGCAGUAUAAAAGAGCGAGGGCUAGAUUAGCAGAGGCUACUAGAGAUUUAAAUGGUGUUCAGGAGACUACAUUUGGCUCUGAUGAUGAUUAAAUAACGUAGUUAUUGAAUGUAUGUAUAAUAUAAGGUCACUUGUAAGACUGAGUCAAAAACAAUAUACAAAGACAUAAAAAGAUUUCAACAAAACUACAUUUCUCUGGCUCUAAGUAUCACCAAGAACUGCUAUAAACCUAGAGAAAGAUUUCUUGAAGAUACUGCUGUGUUUCAUCAAGAAAUAAAUACUUAAUAGAGAAGAUUAGAUGGUCUCAUGAGGAAGGAUGAUUAGCUUCCUUUCUGAAUACUCUUACUUGGAAUAUUCUGCUGAAUUCUCCCAAUUUUGAAUACAUCAGUCUUCUCUACCCUGGUUUAAAACAGCCCCCAAUCAAGUUUCUUACGCGUCGGUUUUCAAAAACACUUAUCCAGUUUAAAACAGCGCCUAAACAAGUUUCCCACGCGUCGGAGUUAUUAAGAGGGGCCGAGGCGGUGUUGAGGUAGUAUAAAAGAGCGAGGUCUAGAUUAGCAGACGCUACUAGAAAUAAAUUGGGUUUAAGUCAGACCCAGUCUGGAUUUGGGUCUGAUGAUGAUUAAACAAAAACAUUGGGGUUAAAAAGGGGAGUGGUAGUUUUUAAGCGGACUAUUAUCCACAGUCUUAUCUAAAUUUUAUAAUGAGAAACCUAGUCACUGUAUUUAAGGUUUAUUACGUAAUAUUUUUACUUAUGCUAGUGACAAAACAAAAUAAAAUUGAGAACGAUAAAAUGUUU